Messenger RNA from Tribolium madens (black flour beetle), 1715 nucleotides. RefSeq names its product kelch domain-containing protein 3-like. Lineage: Eukaryota; Metazoa; Arthropoda; Insecta; Coleoptera; Tenebrionidae. Gene Ontology annotation, molecular function: chromatin binding; protein binding. The coding region runs from base 289 to 1431 and encodes 380 amino acids. Gene Ontology annotation, cellular component: cytoplasm. The record is from RefSeq and is a predicted model, not a curated record. The transcript has 5 exons.
CUAGUGCACCUAUUUCCUUUCACUGAAASCAAACCUGCAAACCUGAAACAGUUGAUAAAAAAAAGUGUCAUACAUAAGUUGUAGUUUCGCGUCCAUAGGUGAGGUUAAGUGUCCUUGAAUUUUUCCAUAUUUUCUUUAUUUCCGCUGUCCUUCAAACACGGAUGUUUGAAUAAGUUGCGCGACGCUUCUUUUGUAUUAAUUUACGAACCACAUAAAUAUUCAUUCCCGUAUGGAAAUUUUCAAGUCCAAGUUUCUCACUUUUUGAAACUUCAGCCGUAGUCUAGAAAAAUGCGUUGGAUCAGCCAUCUAGACGGCGGCCCCAAGAGAGUAAACCACGCAGCUGUCGCCGUAGGCCACAAGAUAUACUCCUUCGGGGGUUACUGCACUGGCGAGGACUCUAAGGCCUACACUUCCAUGGACGUGCAUGUCCUUAACACCACUACAUUCAGAUGGACGAAGCACCCUGUCAGCGACUUGCCCUAUUUUGAGAACGAUGAUAUCCUGCCCUACAAACGCUACGGCCACAGUGCAGUGGUGUAUGGUGAUAAAGUGUACAUUUGGGGUGGCCGCAAUGACAGGUCUUCUGAUGGYGUGCUGUUCUGCUUUGAUACCACUUGGCAUUGUUGGACGGCCCCCAAAACGACAGGGUGUAUUCCUUUACCAAGGGAUGGACAUACAGCGUGCAUGUGGAAGCAUUACAUGAUUGUUUUUGGGGGUUAUGAAGAGGAGACGGACUCUUUUGCGGAAUCUGUGUAUGCAUUGGAUUUGAAGAAAAUGGAUUGGUCGCAUAUAAAGACCGAAGGGGAAAUCGAACCUACUCUACGUGAUUUUCACACAGCUGUGUGUUUAAAUAAUCGAAUGUAUUUGUUUGGGGGUCGAGGAGGACACACUCUCUUUGGCGAAGAGGUCUAUUCUAAUGUAUUAUGGUACCUUGAUUUAGAAACAUUUAAAUGGGUUCGUCCCCAAGUAUCUGGUGAUAUACCUACAGGACGUAGAAGUCAUUCAGCUUUCGUAUAUAAUAAUAAGAUGUACAUAUUUGGCGGAUAUAAUUAUCUAGAAGAAAAGCACUUUAACGAUAUGUAUGAGUAUGAUCCUCAAACUAGCAGAUGGAGGAUGGUUAACACAAUCGGUCCUAAGCCUUGCGAACGACGGAGACAGGCUUGUGUUAUUGUGGGUGAUAGAUUAUUCCUUUUUGGUGGCACUAGUCCGCAGAUACCAUACCUACGUGAACCUCAAGAAGACAAAUUAAUAGAUCAUUGUGAUUUGUAUAUUUUAGAUUUUAAGCCGAGUUUAAAGACUCUUUGUAUACUUUCUGUGAGGAAAUACAGACUCGACGAGUCAAUUCUGCCCUAUAGUUUAAGGUUGGACGUCAUGAAUAUGUUUACACCCAACAAAAUUACCAUUAGCCGACCCAAUAAAUCCGCAGGUUAAAUCUCACAAUGAGAUGUUUUACAUCGAGAUGUUACCACUUGUUUACGUAAUUUCAUUAUUUUCAGAUUAAGUUUUGUUUUAUUACAUAAAUACUAUGGGCGGCUUUUACAAUUCUCGGAUAAUUUCGUUAUAAUUAUUAUGCUUACAAUUGUUUUAUACAGGUGUGUCAGAACUCGCGCCCUAGAGAAAAAUGCCAUGUAAGGUAAGACACCAGAAACAUGGAAAAAAUGUUAAAAAAUUCUAUCUAUAAGAAUUUCGAAGUUAUGAGAGUUUAAAUUUUACAC